Messenger RNA from Trichomycterus rosablanca, 1735 nucleotides. It is a transcript of the gene ptgesl, whose product is annotated as prostaglandin E synthase 2-like. The record is from RefSeq and is a predicted model, not a curated record. The coding region runs from base 6 to 1130 and encodes 374 amino acids. Lineage: Eukaryota; Metazoa; Chordata; Actinopteri; Siluriformes; Trichomycteridae. Gene Ontology annotation, cellular component: mitochondrion. The transcript has 7 exons. Gene Ontology annotation, molecular function: prostaglandin-E synthase activity.
GCAACAUGGCUGCGGUCUGCGCUCGCACCGUCGGCAAGGUCGGCAGGUUUCUGUCGGGGAGUCGGUUCACCUACAGACCCGUUAAUGCACCUGUACUGUCCACACGGAACCCGGGAAGAGGGUUCGGAACCGGGGGCUCAGGCUUCAGGAUCCCGCACCAGUUCAGAUCUCGUGGUGGUGCUGGUGGAGGUGCUGGAGGUGGUGGUGUGGUGGGGUGCAUGCUCUUGCUCGGUGGAGGGUUCGGACUUUACCAGACUGUCAAACUGAGUCUGCAGAGGCACCACGCUGAAGAUGUGAAGGCGCCGGACGCCGGAUCAGACCUGAAGCUGACGCUGUACCAGUAUAAAACCUGUCCAUUCUGCAGUAAGGUGCGAGCGUUCCUGGACUGUCACCGCCUCCCGUACGAGAUCGUGGAGGUCAAUCCCGUCAUGCGUCAGGAAAUCAAGUGGUCAGCGUACAGAAAGGUUCCCAUCCUGAUGGUGAACGGAUCUGUCCAACUGAACGAGUCGUCUGUCAUCAUUAGUGUUCUGAUGACCCACCUGCUGAGCAAAGAGAAGACCAUUUCCCAGAUCCUCGCCUGCUACCCCGAGAUACAGGCGAAGAACGACAGAGGGAAGGACGUGAUCGAGUACGGGAACAAGUACUGGGUGAUGGUGAACGAUACAGAAUUCAGGCACCUUUAUCCCGAAAAGGAUUCCAGAAAAGAGGAAAUAAAGUGGCGUAAAUGGGCGGACGACUGGCUGGUGCACCUCAUCUCCCCGAACGUUUACCGUACCCCGUCGGAGGCGCUGGCUUCCUUCGACUACAUCGUACGCGAGGGGAAGUUCGGCAGGUUCGAAGGCGUGUUCGCCAAAUACUUCGGAGCGGCGGCCAUGUGGAUCAUCUCCAAAAGAAUCAAGCGCAGUACUGUCAGGCUGACAGUCGAACGACACUCAGGGUGGCAGGCCAUCGGAAUAGAAGAAAACUAUGGGCAUAUAGGAGGAGAGAGACCCAACUUGGCAGAUCUGGCGGUGUUCGGCGUGCUGAGGGUGAUGGAGGGCCUGGAGGCCUUUGACGACAUGAUGGAGAACACUAAAGUGAAGAACUGGUACAGACGCAUGGAGAACCAUGUACACCAGAAUCGAGAAUGAUAUCAGAGCCGGGGUUCCACCCGAAACGCUUCCUUUUAUUAUAAUAAUAAUUAUAAUAAUGUACAGGAUGCUGAAAUGAGGAAGGAACGGUUCGAAUAUGGCACUUAAUUCUUGUUGGUUUUCAAUCUCAACUUGUGGAGCUCUUUUCCCAGUCACAUAAUGGUUUAACUGGUCACUGCUGUCCGAUAAUACUAAACUAUACGGCCAAAAAUAUUUGGACACCCAUCUUUAUGGCCCAUCCUUGGCCUUGGGCCGCGGUUUCUCCGUUUUAGCACGACGAGGGGCCAUGACGAGGCUGGAAUGAUGGAACUGAAGGGUUUCCCAACAUCGGUGUCUAACUAGAUGGACGUCUCUUCCAACCGAGUGGUGGACUUUUGGUCGUAUAGUGUAUCUAAAUAGCCAAGUGAUGAACGAUAACUUUAUUAGACUGUGAAUUAAGGAAUCGGUGAAGGUGCACAGUAAAUUGGAUCAUUAUUUUGAAGGGAGAUUGAUUGUAAUGACCGUUUGUGACCCUUGUGCUCUAAAAAUCGGACGUUCUGUCUGUUGAAUGUCCAAGAGAAAAUGCAAAACGGUUAAUUUAAUAAAAGUUCUCAGUUGUUAAUAAA